AUGUCUGAUUUCCUAUACAGGAUGGCUCUCUCGCCGUCGACUUGGCAGCGGAGCUUUCGCAGCCGCGGCCGCCCUGCUCGCCUCCGCUAUCGGCGUGAUGACGUUCAACGACAUCUACGCCCACCGCGCGCGCAGCGGAGGUUUCCUGCAGGACAACAUGAGUUACGCAACCACUGCGGUUUCUUCGACCCCGACCUGGGCUGCACGCGCGCAAAGCAACUCGACCACAUCAAAGAAGGCCUUCCUCUCUUCAGCUUCUACCUGGACGGGUUUAUCUUCGAAAGCGCGAGGAACUCCGACCGCCACAACUACGACGAUCUCGUCUACUACUCCAUUGCCAAAUGCGCGAGGAACCUCGACUGCUACUACAACGACGACUACCCUUACCUUUCCUUCGUCGGGUGUGCGUGGAUGCGCGGCCGCUUCAACCACGACGACCACUUCACUACCACCACGCCUUCUACCACCACCUCUUCCGCCUACGUUCACGGAGACGCGAGCGACCCCUGCAUCUCCGAGCUUCAGGAUUGCCAGCUCGCGAACCCGUCCCAGUCUCCGUCCGUCAGUGGCAGCACGACCCGCAGUAUCAGGACAUCCAGACGUUCCACUGCCGCAUCUACUUUCCUCAAUCGCACCCACGACGUGGGCCUCGUAGCGUGCGGGCUCGCGGCCACUGCCAUCGGCGUGUUCAUAGGCCUCAUGUUACGAGAACGAGAAGAUGACCAACCCAGGGUCCCAACGUGGGGUCCAACCGGCAACGUGCCGCACCGCGUCUGA
This is a messenger RNA of Prorocentrum cordatum, 777 nucleotides long. The record is from the annotation of a GenBank genome assembly. NCBI's taxonomy places the organism in Eukaryota, Dinophyceae, Prorocentrales, Prorocentraceae.